AUGUUGGGCAAAUACCGUUAUAUUAUAGUGCUGGAAGAAACCUACGGGAUUCCUUGCACAGCAGCCUCCUCGCAAACGGCAAAAAUCAAGGAUACAAAUGACUCCGAUAUUAAUCGCGUCAAGAUGUUGGUUUCUUUCAACGCAUCGUGCGCUCAGAGCGCUAAGUUGCAAUUUCGUCAAGUAUAUGAGAAUGAACUGUUCCCUGGAUUCUCACUGGAUAUCGAAAACGCCGAUGGCCAUGGUGACUACACCCAAUGCCUGGACUCUGUAAGCGGAGUCGUCAGGACCUGGCAACAGCGGUCUUAUCUGCCGGCGUCGCGCAAUGAUUCGACAACCGGAGCGAACACACCCGAUCAACCGGUGAACGCCAGCAUACUACACGGCAUAACUGGUGUCAAAGACUUGCACGAUGCAGGCAUCGCUGGGCGGGGACUCACCAUUGCCAUGAUCGAUACAGGCGUAGACUAUGGUCACCCUGCUCUCGGCGACGGCAUGGGAGAAGGCUACAAGAUCCGUUACGGCAUCGACCUCGUUGGAGACAACUGGCAGAUUGGGGAUGCGCCGCGGCUGGAUCCUGAUCCCUACACCGAGUGUACAGACCACGGGACGCACGUUUCAGGCAUCGUUGCUGGCAAUCAGUCAUCUCUUGGGUUUGUUGGUGUAGCUUCCGAGGCCAACUUGGAACACUACCGCGUCUCUGGGUGCAAUAGGGUUCCUAUCCAGUCGGAUAUCGUAAUCAAAGCGGUCCUCAUGGCUUACAGUAGGAAGGUUGAUGCUGUGUCUCUCUCUUUGACGUUGAACACGGGUCCUUACCCUGAUGACCCCUUAUCCGAAGUCCUAGCGAGGAUCUCGCAGGAAGGAAACGUUCUCGUCGUGGUGGCCUCUGGUAAUUACGGAUGGCAAGGCCCUUUCUCGGCCAGGGCACCAGCAUCAGCCCCGAACGUCUUAGCCGUCGGCUCAGUCAACUCGGCUUACUCGGUGCAAAGCAGACCUCGAGCAAGCUUUUCAGUUGACAACGCAACAAAUGGUGAGUCGCAGUCGACGGACUUUGCUUGGGCUCCUGCGACUCCAGGGAGAUUUCCAGACUCUCUAUCUUUACAAGCGACGACUCUUGACACGUCAAUACCGGACGACGCAUGUUCAAGCUCUGAAAACGACCCGCCGCUCUCAGACACCGCGGUAGUUCUUGUUCGACGCGGAGGCUGUACAUUCGAUGUCAAGAUGAAGAAUCUGGCAGCCAGAGGUGCCACUUACGUGCUUAUCUACGACAAUGUAGACCAGCCUCUCUUCGAGUUCGACAACAAGUUUGACGAGAUCCUGGGCGCCGGUUCGGUUACUGCACAUGUUGGAAAUGAGCUGAUGCGUGCGCUGUCUGAGGGAUCCGAAGUAACAUUGAUGAUGGACUCGGGCUUUCGUGGAGUUCCUUUUAUCAAAGUAGGCGAGAAUUCGCUGCCUCCUGGUCAAGUUAACGGACGAGGCUCCUGGGGCCCGACUGGCUUGGGAGACAGCAUGCCCUCUCUGUUGGCUCCCGGGCAGAGCAUAUGGUCAACUAUCCCUCGCAGUUGGGGUGGCUUUGGUACUCUGUCCGGCACGUCGAUGGCCGCGCCAUACAUUGCCGGUUGCGCAGCACUCGUCAAGCAAGUCCAUCCUGGUCUCAGCUCCUCCGAAAUCUCGAGGUUGCUCACCAGCACGGCGCGACCGCUCAAUUUCAAUGACGGGACAAACAAGACAUACAAUUUUCUAGCCCCCGUUGCGCAACAGGGCAACGGCGUCGUCGAUGCCCUUGGGGCGGUCAGGACCAAGACCGCGCUCUCCAGGUCUCAUCUGGCAUGGAAUGACACCGACUUCUUCACUGGAAGCGCAUCUUUCGAAGUCCAAAACAAAGGAAACGAGUCGGCAGAGUACAACUUCUCCCACAGGCCGGCCGUCACCGUCCUCGCCUUGUCUCCCGAUGGGCGGAGCAUCACGCCGUGGACUAGAGACAACUCCUCCUCGCUGGCUUCCGAGGAAUUUCUGCAGAAUUUACUCGCAGACAGACACGCGGACGUCACGAUAUCCCCUCAAUCACUGCGGAUCGGGCCCGGCGAGACAGCGUUAGUGAGGGUAACGGCGGACAUCAAGACUCUGGACGACCUGAGAUCCCGUUGUCCUCUCUACAGCGGAUUCAUUUAUGUCAACGAUGGCGGGAGCGACGAUGGACUGACCAUAUCAUACAUGGGGAUCGGUUGCUCGAUGCGUCGGAUGGUCGUCAUGCCUCCAGGCUGGAACAAGACGUUCGUCACCGCCGCCACUACGAAGCAGGCCGAAGGCGAGUCUUAUGAUGCCAUACCCAUCUCGCCCAACACGACAUUUCUGCUCCAGGGUCAUCAAACGCCAAAGAUGUACCUGAACACUUCGACCUUGCUUCCAACGUUGAAUGUGGAACUGGCGAUGUUCAGUCGGGCGCUUACUGUUGAGGUGUUCCCGGCUGCAGCCGCUGACGACGAUCGGGGUGUCUCGGUGUUUUCCCCGGACCAGGCUGCCAAACCUGGAGGCUUCGGCCGCUCGACUACGAAUUUAAUCACGUGGAGUGGGCAGCUGGAGAAUGGCUCUUGGGCGGAUGAGGGGCUAUACAAAUUCAAGGUGUGUGCUUUAAGAGCCUGGGAGCGGACAUCGGGCCCUCAGGCUCAGAAAGAUUGUGUUGUCACAGCACCCUUUGGUAUAGAGUAUGACGGGUAA
Molecule: messenger RNA, 2718 nt
Organism: Colletotrichum higginsianum IMI 349063
Lineage: Eukaryota; Fungi; Ascomycota; Sordariomycetes; Glomerellales; Glomerellaceae
Product: Serin endopeptidase
Exons: 3
Coding region: 1-2718 (905 amino acids)
Biological process (GO): proteolysis
Cellular component (GO): cell wall; membrane; cytosol
Molecular function (GO): serine-type endopeptidase activity; tripeptidyl-peptidase activity
Source: RefSeq, a predicted model, not a curated record